UUGCAGUGAUUAUAAACAGGGCGUGAUCUGCAUUUGCUCCAUUAAUAUGGAAUUCCUAUUUCUUGCCUUGUAUUUUUCUUUCUUCGUCUGCCUGUGCGCGCUGGUGUGCCUUUAUUUUUCAGGCUGCCAAGAAAUGACUUACAAACAUGAAGGUGCAUGUUGUGGGGAUGUAUUUUGGAUCUGA
Molecule: messenger RNA, 184 nt
Organism: Candoia aspera
Lineage: Eukaryota; Metazoa; Chordata; Lepidosauria; Squamata; Candoiidae
Exons: 2
Coding region: 47-184 (45 amino acids)
Source: RefSeq, a predicted model, not a curated record